Messenger RNA from Seminavis robusta, 6986 nucleotides. The record is from the annotation of a GenBank genome assembly. Lineage: Eukaryota; Bacillariophyta; Bacillariophyceae; Naviculales; Naviculaceae.
CCUUCAAAGAUUUCUCUCAAAGACUUGCUACCGACAAGUGGCCAUGAUGCUGCUGCUGUCCCCUCUUCCUUGCAUAAUAACAAGCAAGGAGGGGCAAAGCGUUGCCAAGGAGACAGUUGCCGACCACAAGAAAGGCUCCCUUUGUUCUCGCUUUCUUUUCUAGCCAGACUGGAGCCUCAGCUGCUGGUUUUAGUUUGCUGACAUGCCUCUUUUGGAUCCAUCGGUGGUCAAGAGGCAAGGAAUUUGCCGCCGUCGACUCAUGGUCCUCGCUUUGAUCUCGUCCAAGGGCGGUCUUCGCUCUGCAGCCGCCUUUGUUGUGAGGUCGGGAAUCCGGAGAAAUCCACGUCCAGCAGCGUUUUUGGUGGGCAGUAGCCCGUGGCAUCCGGCGGAAUCUCCAGUCUCAUGGAUCCGACACCCUACCAAACCGUUUGGCGUUGCAAGCAGAGCCGUGAGCUCACUCCGUUGCCAGAGUUACGAUGAGGAAUUGGAAGAAGAUGCUGGCAUUCACGAGGAAGUCUAUGUGGAGGGCAUGCCUCUAAUCGGUUAUCCCCAAAACCCAGAAUCAGUGCUAGAAAGCACCAAGGCUGCCUUUGAAGUGACUGCUCCCUUUAUGCCUCAAGGAGAUCAACCCGCCGCCAUUGAGCAGUUAUUAAUGCAACUGGAAGAAAAGGACCAAUUCUCGACCCUGCAAGGCAUCACUGGGACGGGCAAAACCUUGGUCAUGUCACAUGUCAUUGCCAAGUAUGGACGACCCACGCUGGUCUUGUGCCACAACAAGACACUGGCUGCGCAGUUGGCACGAGAGCUGAGGGCCUUUCUAGGCAACAAUGCGGUCGAACUAUUUGUGAGCUAUUACAAUCAUUACAUACCCGAAAGUUUCAAUGAAGCCACCGGCAACUAUAACGCCAAGAAAAGCUCGAUCAACCACGACAUUGACAGCAUGCGCCAUAGAGCUACGAGAGCUCUUUUGAUCCGCAAUGAUGUCGUAAUUGUGGCCAGUGUUUCCUGUAUCUAUGGGUUGGGAUUGCCGGAAGAGUAUCUGGAUGCUUCCCGAACACUCACUGUUGGAGAUGCCGUGGGAUCGUCCUGGGAAGAUUUCACGGUGGUGUUGGCUGCCAUGCUCUACCAGCAUGCGCAAGAAGACAAUGAUUUUGGACGUGGAACGUAUCAAGUCGACGACUCUGGGAUCGAUCACUGCGAUAUAUCACUUUGGCCGCCGCAUGAGAGUUUCCCCCUUCGCAUUCGACUGGAACGAAGAAUGGAACAGGACGCGGCAGCUUCCAAUUCGCAUGGUGAUGGCGAUGAAAAGGAGGCGUGGUUUGUGCAAUCCAUAGAACAAGGCCAUGGAGCAGGGCACGACCCUGUCGAGUCAAUGGGCCUCUUUCCAGCCAAACAUCACGUCAUGUCGGAAGAGAGAGUCGAGGCGGCCUGUCUCAAGAUUGAAGAGGAAUGUGAGCAACGCGUCAAGGAGUUGACGGGAGAGGGCAAACAUGCCGAAGCCAAUCGCUUGCAAACUAGAGUCUUGAAUGACGUUCAAAUGAUGCGCGAAACUGGAUAUUGCUCUGGCGCGGAGAACUACAGCAGACACCUCGCUGGUCGACUGGCAGGACAGCCGCCCUCGACGUUGAUGGAUUAUCUCAGUCUGCAGAAUCGUCGUGAAUGGUUACUCAUGAUGGACGAGAGUCACGCCACGUUGCCCCAGCUUCGUGCAAUGUAUGGAGGCGACAGAGCUCGAAAGGAGCGGCUGGUCAAACAUGGAUACCGUCUUCCUUCCGCGCUCGACAACAGGCCUUUGAAAGAAUCCGAGUUUUGGGAGCGCGUGCAACAAACCGUAUUCAUUUCGGCAACACCAGGCCGCAAAGAGCUUGACCUUGGAGAUAGAGACCCUGUGGAAAUGGUAGUCCGGCCAACAUUUGUUUGUGAUCCUGUCAUUCAGGUGAAAGGCCGCGAUGGCCAGCUCAGCGAUCUCGUGGAAGAGGUCAAGCAACGAGCGCAACGUCAGGAACGAACUUUGGCAGUGGCAUUGACCAAACGGGAUGCUGAAGAUCUGUCUUCUUACUUGAAUGAACAAGGAGUGCCGAGUACCUUCAUACAUUGUGGACUCAAUACGCAAGAGAGAGCAGAUGCGUUGAAGUCUCUGCAAAGUGGUGAUGUUGAUGCUCUCGUUGGGGUGAAUCUGUUGCGUGAGGGGCUGGAUUUACCCCAAGUGUCUCUUGUGGCGAUCUUGAAUGCCGAUGCCGAGGGAUUCCUUCGAUCGGAAACAGCGCUGUUGCAGAUGGUUGGAAGGGCCGCAAGGAAUGUCCAGGGCACUGCCGUAUUCUACGCCAAUCGAAUGACGAAAAGCAUGCAGAAGUGUAUAGAUGCUACAAACUUGCGAAGGCAACGGCAGCUGGCUUACAAUCGUGAGAACGAUGUCAAAAUGGUUUCUACCACCGGUUCGUCGAUGCUUUCGAUCUUCGAUCUUCUGAAAGAUCAGAUUGCUGAAGAACAGCCUCUGGAGGUUGUUGGUCGGAAAACUUCCACUUCAAGCAACGUUCAAGGGAACACGGUAACGAGUACCAUUCGCCCUGACGGGACUGUUGCGAUGGGCAAGAAGACCGACAUCAAUACAAGUCACAUACCCUCGUCUCCUGGUGUGUAUUUUUGGAAGGACAAAGACGAUCGGAUACUCUACGUGGGGAAGGCGAAGCGCUUGCGUCAACGAUUGCGGUCGUAUCUGGCUCAAGGCGCGAAACACACCAAGAGAAUCAAUGUGAUGAUGGAAAAGGCGUGCAGUAUCGACUUCGUUCUCACUGGUUCCGACCGGGAUGCGCUUCUCUUGGAGUCAAAUCUCAUCAAGCAUCAUCAGCCAGCUUACAAUGUCCUUCUCAAAGACGACGAGACGUACCCGUACAUCUGUGCUUCCCUCGGCGACGUUUCCCCCCGUUUCUUUGUUGUACCCAGGCGUUAUGAAGCCAGCCAAUCGACCAAGAACUACAAGUACUUUGGCCCAUACGCACACUAUCGAGAGAUCAAUGCUGUCUUGGAGGGCAUAGAAUCAACAUACGACUUGCGAGCCAAAUCUUUCGUUGCCAGGCAUGGUUCGGGAGACAUCACUCGCGAAAAAUACAACGAAUUAUUUCAGCAAGCUUUGGACGAGAACUUUGGACCAAGUUCCUCGCAUUCCUCCAGCUUGGCGGCAAUGAGGACCGAAUUUGAAGAGGCUGGGAUUCUGUUUGACCCGACACUUACCUCCAGCCGUGAUGUCGUUGCCCUUGAAGGUAUACCUGGCUCAGCUGAGGAUGCCUUGGUGCACGUGGUGCAGUUCCGCAAUGGCAUAAUCGCUGGGCGAUUCUCGUAUCGGCUACAGUUGGCCUCCGGAAUCGACAACGAAGAUGACCGGGCAGCUGCUAUCUUGCACGUGCUGGAGAGAAAGCACUACCCAUCCGGUGGACAGUCCCCCGACGGGAGCUUCUCCUUCUUCCCUGAGGAGGUUCUCGUUCAAUAUCUCCCUAAGGACACCAAAGACUUGAAGCUGACGAUACGAGAGUGGCGUCGGAAAGUAGAACCCGAGCGCUCGGACAAGAUAGUUGUUCGUGACAUUGCGAAGAAAGGGAAACGGCAAGAGUCCGACGAGCGAGCUAUGCAGUUUGUCAUGGUCAAUGCGAAGCAGGUGGCCUUCGAGCGCUCGCUCGAAAUGGCAAAGAACGCGGUUAAAUCAUCGGUCGACGGAACAGCGUUGACCGAGUUGGCUGCCUUGCUUGAUCUUGAACACAUACCGCACCGUAUCGAAUGUUAUGACGUGAGCCACAGCCAAGGAGAGUUUGCUGUUGCAUCGAGAGUUGUCUUUGUAGAUGGCAGGCCAGUCCCAAGCUUGUACCGAAAGUUCAACAUCAAAUCGGUUGACGGACCUGAUGACUAUGCGAGCCUAGAAGAAACCCUUGCCAGGCGAUUCAAACAUGUGUGGGUGAACGGGCAUGGUGGUCUCGUUGAGGAAGACGACCCCUGGGCUUUGCCUGAUGUUGUACUCAUCGAUGGUGGCAAGGGGCAGCUCCACGCAGCAGCAAAGGGAAUGGCAAAGGCGCGGGUGUUCCCGGCUGAAGGAAAGAAGGAACAGUCGCCUCCAAACGGAUCAAAGCGAGGUGCCUCCGUGGCUUUAUGUUCUCUAGCAAAGAACCACGAGGAACUGUUUGUGUUUGGGGCCAAGGCGCCCGUGAACGAGGCGCCUGAUUCGCCUGCAUUGCUUCUGCUACGAGCACUGCGAGACGAGUCCCAUCGCUUCGCCCUGAGCGCACACAGAUCGAGAAGGUCGAUCCGCAAAGCUAUGAACGGAACUGCAGCCAUGACGCCAUGAGCCCCCAACCGCAAAGCUGAGCUCUGUCGAAGCUGUGGAGCCAACAGCAAGGCACCGUCGUCAAAGCUUAGGUUAGGAUACCUGUAAGCUAUUCAAUAUCUUUGUGUUGCCAUUCUACAGAAUAGGUUGAGAGUUGGGAGAACCUAGACGGAGCUGGUGAGAUUGCGGCUUUGCUAGUUUGCAUAUCUAGUGACUCGACUCCUCAAUCCUACAGGAUUCGAUUUGCGUCUGGCCUUCGUCCCAAACGUGCGCUACUCCUAGCUAGAAAAAAUAAAUAAGAACACGCACCGGUACCGCACAAAGUAGGUACGUACUCGCACGCUCUGUACCCACCCGUGCUUUUUGAUGGAAAGUAUCGCUGAAAGUUGAAGUGGUGAGAAUGCUUUUGGCUCUUCCUCCUUCGACUACCAGCGCUAGCUAGCUAGCUAAAGAUGAUGAAACGUUCAUGAGAGAAGAAGGAUGUGUAGUGACAACAAGAGUUAUCAGGUUAAAAGUAGAACAAAACUGUAUCAAAAUUGGGGAAUAGGGAAGCGUGUAAUCGUAGCCAUGUGUGGUUCAAAAAUGUAGAGGUGUUUCUCAGAGCUCCAAGUCGAAAAUAAGCUCAUCGUCCGCGUCGCUUUGAACGACUGCUGGAGUUUCUUGAUGAUAUCUCUCCGCAAAACUUUCUUGGUGAUAACCUCGGCUCAGAUGCUUGGGCGGAUACCUGGGCAGGGUGGCCAUUGCACUUCUCACGCUCAAUAUGGAGGUGAGGGAGUUCGCAGGAGGUAUCAUGGGCUGCUGCUUGGCAGGCCGAGAAGCUUGUAUACGAUCAAACAUCCUCCAAGUCGAGCUCUCGUAGUAUCGCUUCUGAUCUUCACUUGUCAGAGGUGACGGACUGAUGCCGUCUCCUCGUCUUGUCGUAGACACGCGGAUGGGAGGAGUCGAUGUAGGUGUUACCGGAGCCACCACCAUUGGUUUGGGCGAUAGUGCCACAAUUCCCACCCCUCUACUACUAGGGCGCGAAGCCAUGCUCGGUGUCGACACCAAUUGUGCUCUGGGUGCUUCCAUUCGGUUGGCCAUGGUGCAAACGUAGUUGUUGGACAAGGGAGAGCAAUGUAGCUACCGGUACGGCGGAGAGUGAAUACAAUUGUUGUAGUGCCUACUGACUAAUGAACCAUCAGCAACCAUCAAAGCAAGCUGUUCCGCACGCAAAUUUGAUUGAAGAUUCGAAUGCUAAUGCUAUGAUUCGAUUCAUUCAUCAGUCAGUGGCUGACAACGCGGUGACAUACAAAUUCUGAAUGCUGUCAGCGCGAAUCGAAUCCUGCUGCCUUUGAACCAGAGAGAAGAUUCCUUGGAAAACUCUCCAACAAAGCACGAAGAAGAACUGAAGGUCGCUGAAUGGUAAGGGCAUCAGGUUUUAAGUGUUUCCUAAUUGUUGAAGGCCUCGGGUAAGCCAGGAUUUAACAAUUUGUCUUCUAGGAUUCCAAAUCAAGCAAUCUACUGUAUCCUAAUAUUUCGUGCUUGGUCUUGGCCAUGGGUGAUCUCGUUUAUUCGCGGAUAGCCAGCCACCAGAGCUCACCAGCCACCUGGCCACCAAACGGUACCGGUACCAAGUAAGGCAUGCAUUGCGUAGGGGCUCUUAUGCUAUUUAACAAACACAUCAUCACUUUUUGACCACUGUUGAGACGCCUUUCCUGUCUGGAACUGUCGCAAGCCUCAAGUAGCUUCGCCUUUGGAGUGGUCAGUUUGAAGCCAAUUCCUUGUGCACGAAUGGAAGGAUCACAAAAAUGCUCCUCCUCAUUGGCUUCCGAAACUGCUUCCUCGAACAAAAUCGGAACCCCGCAGUACCAACUCCGUCUGAUUGCCCGUGCGUCGAGAGCAAGAAAGGAGUGGUGAGAGAUUGAAGUUAUGAGCCACACAAAGAUCGACUGGUACCGUAUCCAAGCUGCAACUAGCCAGCAGAGCGAUUGCAGAACAGCUUUCGGCGCUGUUCUCUACUAGUACAUAUUUUCGCAGGUUUUUGGCAGCAAAGGCUUUUCGCUACGAAGCUGUCGGCGAGAUCUAUCUCAACGUGGUGACAGAGUUGAUGUCUUGCUGGUCUGAAGAUGCAUGCUUGGUCUGGCAUUGGUGUAGCAGCUUCGUCGUACUUAUCACACAACUAUUCACUCCAAUGAGUAUUAUUGUUUGGAUGCUAAACCUACCUGGUAACAUUUCCACUCAACCCCUGCGGACUUGCCUGCUGAGUGAGCAAGAUGCCUCAAUUUACUAUUGCCAAGGAGGCAACUUGUCUCGCUUCUCUGUGCUAACUAGUAGCAGACAAAUCUACAUGUGCCACAGCUAGCUAGGGAUGCAUGCUAGCAAUCCCUGAAGUGUCACUGGAACCUUUUAUCUAUUCAAUGUUGCCUCUCAUCAUCUGUUUCUCAAAGCUCCAUCCCACCAAUACCCACCGGUACCGUCGGAACUGGGGUUUGCUGUCGAAGCUCGAGGGAAACAACCUGACUGGAGGCCUGCCUCACGAAUUGAGUGCUUUGGCCGGAAACGGAUCAAUUGUGGCAAUGGAUGCAUCUGGGAAUGCUCCUCUCUUGACAGGGACCGUGCCGCAUGCGACAAUACCAUUGUGCAUUGAUUAAUCUAACGAUCUAAGAGAUGUAAAGUUUGUAUUUCCAAAUAAGUG